Messenger RNA from Vitis vinifera (wine grape), 414 nucleotides. Its product is annotated as G-type lectin S-receptor-like serine/threonine-protein kinase SD1-1. The transcript has 2 exons. Gene Ontology annotation, biological process: protein phosphorylation. The coding region runs from base 1 to 414 and encodes 137 amino acids. Gene Ontology annotation, molecular function: protein kinase activity; ATP binding. The record is from RefSeq and is a predicted model, not a curated record. NCBI's taxonomy places the organism in Eukaryota, Viridiplantae, Streptophyta, Magnoliopsida, Vitales, Vitaceae.
AUGGAACUAGAUUGGCCUAAGCGCUGCCUCAUUAUCAAUGGGAUUGCUCGAGGACUUCUUUAUCUUCAUCAAGAUUCUAGACUCAGAAUAAUCCAUAGAGACCUAAAUGCAGGCAACAUUUUGCUAGAUAGUGAGAUGAGCCCAAAAAUUUCAGAGUUUGGCAUGGCUGAAAGUUUUGGAGCAAAUCAAAUUGAAGCAAAUACAGAAAGAUUGGUUGGAACAUUUGGUUACAUGCCCCCAGAGAAUGCAAGUGAAGGACUAUACUCAUUGAAGUCUGAUGUUUUUAGCUUUGGUGUUUUGGUGCUGGAGAUUGUGACUGGGAAGAGAAACAGAGGAUUUUCGCACCCAGACCGCCGGCUUUGGUCAAAUUGCUUCUUUCUCCACAUUGACAUGUUAAGACUUGAUGGUCAGUAG